This is a messenger RNA of Hemicordylus capensis (graceful crag lizard), 3491 nucleotides long. RefSeq names its product RNA binding motif protein 24 (gene RBM24). Gene Ontology annotation, cellular component: cytosol. NCBI's taxonomy places the organism in Eukaryota, Metazoa, Chordata, Lepidosauria, Squamata, Cordylidae. The record is from RefSeq and is a predicted model, not a curated record. The transcript has 4 exons. Gene Ontology annotation, molecular function: mRNA 3'-UTR binding. Bases 639 to 1328 code for a protein of 229 amino acids.
CUGACGGACAAGAGUAAAUGCGGCCCCUCUGGCAUGCACAAGGGAUGAGGUUCCCGGUUGGGUGGCCCGGGGCCCUGGGGGCCGCCCCGCCCUUCCAGCUCGGCCGCCACGCGCUCCCUCACCAAGCUCGCAGCAGCAGCUGCCUGUUCCUAAGGGUUGGGUGUCAGCGCCGGUCCAGAGAGCAGCCAAUCGCCAGCCCGGCCCCGCCCGGCUUCCCGCCCCCUGGGCUCGAGGGAGGGUGGAGCUGCAGGAGCUCGGGGCGGUCGCUCGGUAGCAUUUAGAGAAAGGCGAAAGAGAAGCGAAGGCACGGAGUUGCCUGUGGCUGGGCCCGGCGUUUUUUGUGGACCUGCCGGCGCUAGCCUCCCUUCGCCUCCCUCCCCCUUAACACACCACCUACCUCAAGGCAGGCUGUGAAGCUCCCUCUCUGUCUGAAAAGCCCGGCAGGAGCUGCAUCGAGAGGGAACCAGCGCGUGUGUGAGAGAGAGAGAAGUGAGAAAGCAGGGCUUGCUGUGUAGCGGUAGCAGCAGCGAAACUUCCACGGCAGAAGUUGGACUGGACCUAGGCAACGCGCUCUUGAGCUCGCUGUUGAGUCACUCUUCGCACGGGGUUUGCAGGCGAGCAGAGGCAUCUUUUGGAAGAUGCACACGACCCAGAAGGAUACCACAUAUACCAAGAUCUUUGUCGGGGGUCUGCCCUACCACACCACGGACUCCAGCCUGCGCAAAUAUUUCGAGGUGUUCGGCGAGAUCGAGGAAGCUGUGGUCAUCACCGACAGGCAGACGGGCAAAUCCCGAGGUUACGGAUUUGUGACAAUGGCUGACCGAGCUGCUGCUGAAAGGGCCUGCAAAGAUCCUAAUCCAAUCAUUGAUGGUAGAAAGGCUAACGUGAACCUAGCAUAUCUAGGAGCAAAACCAAGAAUAAUGCAGCCAGGUUUUGCCUUUGGUGUUCAGCAGCUCCAUCCAGCAUUAAUACAGAGGCCCUUUGGGAUCCCUGCUCAUUAUGUCUAUCCACAGGCUUUUGUGCAGCCAGGAGUAGUAAUUCCACAUGUCCAGCCUACAGCAGCUGCUGCUUCCACCUCACCUUACCUUGACUACACUGGAGCUGCAUAUGCUCAGUAUUCAGCUGCUGCUGCCGCUGCUGCCGCUGCAGCCUAUGACCAGUAUCCCUAUGCAGCAUCCCCAGCUGCUGCAGGAUAUGUCACUGCUGGGGGUUAUGGCUAUGCAGUCCAGCAACCAAUCACUGCAGCAGCACCUGGGACAGCUGCAGCAGCAGCUGCUGCCUUUGGUCAAUACCAACCACAACAGCUGCAAACAGAUCGUAUGCAAUAGCAGAUGGACUUGUGAAGAAAGUUCUCUUAUUUUUCCCAUAUUUUUAUCUUCCAGCCUUCCAAUAGAAAUAGUUUAAAAAGAAGCAAUUAACCUUAACUAAUCCAGCUUUAAGGAAAGCUGCAAUGCAAUAGAGUAUUAUAAAAACAAAUCCCACUCUGUCUCUGUACAGUAUACAUCCAUAUCAUGGAGAGUAUUGUGGGGUGGGUAUUGUAAGAGUUUCAAGUAUCAGUCCAAGCAUCAUUCUAUCAUGAAAGGAUGACAGAAGUAACAAUAGAAGCUUAUAUUUAAAAAAGAAAAAAAAUGCAUUUUACAAUAUCAGGGAAAAAUGGUCCAGGUGAGCAAUAUGUAGCCUGUAUCAAACUGAAGAUUACUAUUUAAAUGUUGAAAGCACUGACUGUCACUACUACUUUUCAUUAUGGCCUACAGAACUUUCUUUGAAUAAGUAAGAAAAUGUUUUCUGACGAUCUCAUAAUGGGCAUCGAACAAACUAUAGAACGUGGCCUUUUGGGAAAAGGGUGGACAGGCACCAAAGUUAUUUUCUCAUCUGUCCUCUGUAUGAAUGGGACUAUGGAACAAGUGGUGUGGAAUUAAUGGGCGCAACAGCUGUACAGACAAUCGGUAACACAGACCAUUCUGGAAAGAACACAUCACUUGUGCUCGUUUGAUGAGCUUGUCACAUUCUAAUCCCUCUCCCCAUCCUGUUUCACUUUUAGGAAACUUUGACUGCUGGUGUCAGCUAUUCUGAUUCUGAAAUAGGAUCAGCUCUUUACUACAACAGCCUUCUCUUUUUAUUUAUUGUAUCUAUUCAUGGCUUGCGAAUAAAGGCAGGAAGAAAUUUGCUGAAUUUAAACCUUUAAGAACUGUGUUAAGGGAAUUUCUUGAAAUGAUUUCUAUGCAAUUUAAUACCUAUUUAAAAUAUUUAUUUACAAAACAUAGGUUUUUCAUGCGGCAACUUGAGAUUGCAGUUCUUCAAGGGUUAAUGAUAUGUGAGUUAUAUUGUGCCUUAAUUGUAAUGCUAUUUAAAGAUAUAUUUAUUAUGAAAGUUGUACUAUGCUGCGCUCUAAAGAAAACAAAUUUAGAUGUGAAACCAUAAAAUUAUGUAUUCAUCUCAUGGUAUAAGUUAUUUAGUAAGUUUAGCUCUAGUAUAUAAAAUAUUAACCUAAUUAAUUACAGAUAUUGACAUGGGUUUAUUUAAAUUCAUUAAGUACACCUUUAUAAGGGUACUUGUAACACUUUUUUAAAAAGAGCUUUUGAUCUUAAAAAUGCUAAUUUCAUGCUUUUUCCUUUGUAACCUGGCCCUAAAUCUGCUCACUUGGAAGGAAGCGCUAUUUACUUCAGUGGGACUUGUAUCCAAGAAAAUGGGCAUUGGUAAAAGAUUUGGGCUUCACAUUUUGUUUAGGAGUAAGGCCCAACUGAUGCACUACUGUUGUGGAAUGGGAGUGACUUCUAUGCAGUGUUGUCUCAUGCCUCAGUCACUUCUGCAAAUGGGAACUAAGUGAAUUGGAUGUGGGGAGUGACCACAUAACUCUGUCCAAUCCACAUAGUUCCUACUGGGACACUACUAGUAAAACUUUGGACUGGACAACACAGAAAUAGCUUCUGUGCCACAACAGUAAUUGGGCCCAAGUCCCCUUGACUUUGUAGAGACUUCGUCUCAACCAGUAUAUAGGAAAAAUUGGAUCUGAAACUCCACUCUUAAAUGCACUAUGUGGAAAUAGGUUCCCAUAAAACAAUCCACAUAAUGUUUAAGAGUGGGUUGUCUCCAUUUUCUCUUAGAACACAAAAGUUGUAGCUUUUACUUUCAUCUCUGUGUAGAUCAACUAUUAUUCCUUUGCUAGGAAAUGCUGCUUUACAUUGUCCUGUGAAACUGCAAUAACUUACAAUUUUUAUUCUAGACCUAAAAAGGAAUUUAAUAUUUUACACUGUAUUGGAAUCUUUUUAUACUUGAACAAUUUCAUACAAGGGAAGACAGGAUAGCAUUUUUAUGGACUUUAUCCAAUGUCACUGGAUUUAUUUUAAGUAUUUUGAAUACUAGCCAGUGUUAUAUAAAGUAGAUAACAUGACUCUCAUGUGCAUGUUAUUGUGUAUAUUGCUUUAUAAUGUUUCAAAUAUUCUAAUCUAUACACUUGUAUUAAAAAAACAAUAAAAUAUUGUUUAAUCUGA